GGAAAGAACGUAAAAACACCAAAGACACCAGUAAUGAAGGAAAGCGGCGAAGACACGAAAUUGGAUGAAAUUUACGACAUGAUUAAGUCAAUGAUGAUGAAAUUGGAAGCCUUAGACAAGAUUGAAGAACGCAUGAAAACCGUUGAGAAUAAUGUGAUGGAAGUUAAAAAAUCAAUCGAAUUUGCGCACGCAGAAAUCAUUGAUUUAAAAGAUGAAACUCGUGAAAAUAAGAAAUGGCUGAAUGAAGCCCAAGCAAGAAUAAACAAUCUCGAGGAGACGAACCGGAAACUUCGAGACAGUGUAAUUGAUCUCAAAGCCAGAUCUAUGCGGGAUAACUUAUUAUUCUUUAAUAUACCAGAGGAAGAAAAUGAGGACACUACACAGAUGAUACACAAAUUAUUGGAAGAAAAAUUAGAAAUUCAAGACGCGACUCAUAGCAUCAAGAUCGAUCGAUCGCAUAGACUUGGCAAGCAACACCCCAACCAACGCGGUAAGCCGAGACCUAUUGUCGCGAAACAAUUUCCCGAAGAUAUUGAAGAAACCAGAAGAAAGUUGUAUCCAGAAAUGAGGAAAGCAAAAUUAGCUAAGAAGAGAGUGCGCCUG
Messenger RNA from Paramuricea clavata, 603 nucleotides. NCBI's taxonomy places the organism in Eukaryota, Metazoa, Cnidaria, Anthozoa, Malacalcyonacea, Plexauridae. The record is from the annotation of a GenBank genome assembly.